GCCUUAAUAUCAAGAAGAAUACUUUUGUUUUUCAUUAAGAAGAAUAUAAUACCUAUAAAACAUACACAAAUGAUAUAAUAUUUUCAUAUAUUAGCCGAUUUUGAUUUAAUUUCAGUUGCCAUUUUUUCAGAUUCAAAGGGUUGGUUAUAUGUUUUCGUGAAUCUUUAUUUACGUGUGAGUUUUCUUUAUAUACGGUAUUAUGAUAUUUAGAGCUGAAUUGUGAUUGACAAAAUCGUAGAAUAAUCUAAUUGUUAUUCUCUGAAUGAAUAUUCUUUUUUAAUGUGUACAGUGUAAUUACUUGAUUUUUUUUUAAUUUUAUGUCAUCUAUUAUGAUUAUGUACUGAUGUGUUUUUUUGUAGAGUUGUUGUGUACUAUGGCACUCAAUAACUGAAAUAUUUUAAAUCUUACAAACCAGCAUGGGUUACAAAUUAGUGAUUUAUAGGAAGAUGAUUUGAUUCAAGUUGUAUUGAGGUAGAGAAUAACACAGAAAUGUUUAUAGUUUAAUCAUAAAUUUUCUAUUCAAUGCAUAGCAAAGUAGAAGAGAUGAUUUGGACUCUGGAGUCGCUUAGUUAUGUGAUGAUGUACCAGCUCUUGGCUUGUUUAAAGCAUGCAAAUCCUCAUAACUUGGGACGGCGUGUAUCUUCUUGUCUCAGUCAACCAUGGCAAGGUCUAAAAGCUGGUACGUGAUUAUGUCUGUCUUCUGUAUUGUGAAAUCAUGUUUAGCAAUUCUGCUACUUUUUCAAGUCAAUUCCGGGUUGGUUUAGAACCCUCUACACUCUUUGUACUUCACCUUACUGUUACUAGAAACUUAAACUGAGGUAUUGUAGGGCUUUACCCCGAAGGGAGCCCUUCCAGAAAUUCUCGAGAGCCCAAGACAAGCUUAGGCCCAGGAGGGGGUUUGGAAAUAGUUUUCAACCAGCAAUAGACGCGCCUCGGUUAGUACCUCAUUAGCUGCGUCAUUGCCCCAAGCGCAAAGAUGCUUAUCCCAGGAGAACGUGAGCUUUCUUUUAUAACACAAGUUUAUUGACCUUAGUAGUUCUCGCUACCGAUGUGGGACAAAUACACGCACCUUUUACAAUUAAACACCGAUCGGGCUUCAAUGUAUAUUGGGCCUCAGAAUCUGGGUCGAGAAAAAUCUACUAGCAGCUUUUUUCCGAGGUCGAAUUCAGUUUAACAUGAUCUAAGUUUUUUUUUUCUUGUGAAAGAUACCUUUAUUUGUUUGAACUUUAAUACAAUUGGUUAAAGAUACCUUUAUUUAAAAGCUGUUACUGAUUUUCAUAUAACGAAAACAAUCUCUCUCUCCCUCUCUUAAUGUAUUUAUAUAAUUAGUUACCAAGACUAUAAAGUAAUGUUUAUGUAGCUUGUAACAACAUACUUUGUUUAAUACAAUAAUUACAUUUGGUCAAACAUUCAUAAACCUAAUAAUAGCUGUUGACUUCUCCUGAAGUCUCUGAGCUAAAAUUGUGGUUAUUCAUGAGAAUGUUUGGUCUUGUGCUAACAUAUAAGUGAUUUGUGGAGACACAAGUGAUCAUUCAAUUUUUUUUUUUGUUGGAAAAUUUGAUGGGGACACUUUGGUUUGGAGAAAUCAAGAAACAAGCGUCUUUGUUUCUUCAUGACAAGUACAAUGUUGCUAGACUUGUUCUCACCGAUGUUACCGAAACUGAGCUGUUAGUAGAAGAAGUGACAAACGAUGAUCCUUCUUUUCCAGACGCUAAAACGAUGACUAAAAUAGCCGAUGCAUCGUUUAAUACAGUGGAUUACUGGAGAAUUGUGGAUGUUCUUCACAGAAAAAUAGGAAAAAGGGAAGGAGAGAUGAAGAAGUGGAGAGAAGCUUACAAGGCCAUGGUGGUGUUGGAGUUCUUAUUAACACAUGGUCCUCUUCAUCUGCCUCAUGAUUUUCUUUACGACUUGGAUCAUAUUCGUUUCCUCUCAACCUUCCAAUACGUUGACGAUAAAGGAUUUGAUUGGGGAGCUAAGGUACAGAAGAAGGCGGAUCAGAUUCAAACACUUCUUCUAGGAAAGGAAGAACUAAGAGAAGCUCGUCUUAAAGCUCUAAAGAUCACCGCCCAAAUCAAUGGCUUCGGAAACUCCGCAUCUUUCUCUACUCCUUCUCCGCCUCCUUCACCGGCCUCAUCCUCUCCUCUGAAUAGCUCCGGUACAACUCUAACCGAAAGAGAAGCUGUAUCCGAGUCAGAUUCAUUGAUCGGCGAUAAAGACGAGAGGAACCGAGCCGCCGGUGAAGAGACACUGAUCAGCGGGAUCUGCUCCAAGCUCGCCGGUUUCAGCCCUCUGAAGAAACUUCACGGUGGUCGUACGGCGGCCGGAUUUCAUGCUUUGUCGAACGUUGAGAGAGUUUCAAGUAAAUGUUAUGACCGCCGCAACUCUAUUGGCUACUGAUUUUGAUUCUUUGUCAUAAAAAGACAACGGUUCGGUUUUAAUUUACAUAUUUACUGAAUAUCCGGUUAAAACCGGUUUAUGUAAACCUAAUUACGAUACAAGAAAUUUCGCUUUUGCUAAUCCUGUUUAAAGCUUCGUUGGCUAAACA
This is a messenger RNA of Brassica napus (rape), 2545 nucleotides long. Its product is annotated as epsin-1-like. Gene Ontology annotation, cellular component: plasma membrane; endosome; clathrin vesicle coat. The record is from RefSeq and is a predicted model, not a curated record. The coding region runs from base 1561 to 2397 and encodes 278 amino acids. Gene Ontology annotation, biological process: endocytosis. Lineage: Eukaryota; Viridiplantae; Streptophyta; Magnoliopsida; Brassicales; Brassicaceae. Gene Ontology annotation, molecular function: clathrin binding; phospholipid binding. The transcript has 4 exons.